AUGGGAGUCAACCCAGGCACGGGAAACCCGAAUUGGACAUCCCCAUAUCCACCCACACGACCGGCGAGACUAUCCACCAGCUGGCUGCACGAAAGGCAGUUCAGGAGCUUGAGAAGGGACGAGGCUGGCUGGCUCUAUGACGACAGUCUCGGGCUCAAGAAGUACCCAGGUCACUUUACCGAUCUGAUCCAGCGCGAGGCCGUCCGCCUAGGCGUCCAGUUCCAGAUCGGCGGCAAGUGGUGCUCCUUUGUUGCUGUGGAAACGAACCGUGAUGAUGAUGACAUGAGCCUUUGUGCAGAAGGCCGAGGCACAGGAGUCGCGAGAGAUGCAAAGGCCAGAUUUCUGCGGAAUGAGAACCUCUUCCUUUGCACUUCUGCCAGCUGCUCGUUCAGGGAUGAUGAGCCUAGCACCUUCUAUACCUACAUACUAUUCCAUAAUCUCUCAGGCGACCCAGACGCCAUCUCACCGACUCACAGCUCCCCGCUUCAUGAUGUCACCCUCCUGCAGACCUUCAUCCGUUCUUGGGCCUUGAAUCCUGAGUUUCUAGGUGCACUUGGCCUCGACAAGAGUCCGCUCGAUGAUCUCGGCUUGGAAUCGAACACGCGUUUUGCCGAGGCAGUCGGCUUUGCUGGCCUCUGCAGCAAUCUCGACGGCGUGGCUACGAUCCUGGCUCUCGCCUUUCUGCGCCUGAAGGGCCCCGCAGAGAGAGAUGUCUGGGAUUUGGUUGCGGACAAAGCUAUGGCGUGGUUGAAUGGACAAGUGACACAGCACGGAGACGGCUUGGAGAGGGUUGAGAAGGCUAUUGAGGCUGCCGAGGGACUAUUCUGA
This is a messenger RNA of Diaporthe citri, 828 nucleotides long. RefSeq lists its product as uncharacterized. The record is from RefSeq and is a predicted model, not a curated record. Bases 1 to 828 code for a protein of 275 amino acids. NCBI's taxonomy places the organism in Eukaryota, Fungi, Ascomycota, Sordariomycetes, Diaporthales, Diaporthaceae. The transcript has 3 exons.